GAUAAUAGACUAGACUAGUAUCUAUAGACAUUAGUCACAUUAGAUAACAGUCUGAUAUAAAUCUAUUGUCUAGGAUAGAGCUACAUUAAGUAGUUCAACUGACUACUAUCUAGGCCUAACUUCCUAAGCAAAAUUUGAAAUAAAAUAAAUUAUGUGCCAGGGUUGUGUAAAAGAAGAGUUUCCAGACAGGGAAUCUCUAUGCAUUGAUCAAGGCUCUUACAUGUUGAAUUUUAGCAAAUGUUGCAAUUGUGGAGCUCGGGAUAUGAAAAUAGCCAACAGAUCCUGUGUAGACUCUGAGCAAGAAGAAGUGAUCACUUACCAACAUGUGUGCGGCAGCUGUGAUCAUGUGAUAGCGGAACAUGAGCACACAUUUCGAGUGGAAGAAGAAUUUCAGCUCUAUGGAAUGUCUUGCUUACUGUGUGGCUCUGCUGAUGAUCAGAGGAGUAUUAUGCCCAUAGACCCCAGGGGACCUGCAAUGUAGACCUGGCUCAAUGUAUCAAACAUGAAGUGGAGAAAUCAUCCCUUACAGAUUAAACUACAUUGUAAUUCUGCCACAGAUAUACACAGAAUAACUUCAUUUACAAUUAUUGAGGCUUGUAACAGAAUAUUUAGUUUCAGAUGGUAGCAGAAUGGCUCAGUUUAGUUGUUUUUUUUUUCCCUUUUGUUUCUAUUAAACAUGUUACAAUUUAAGUUUAUAUAUUAGCGCUAGAAAAUCAAAACUUUGAAAGAAAAUCUAUAAGUUACAUUGAUUAUCACUUUUCAUACAACCUUGAACUUUUUAAAGCAAGCAAGGGAAAUUGAUACUGAUCAUCAUGUCUGCUGAUUUCAUGAUUGGCCGUGGACAGUUAACAGAGAAUACAACCCUAAAUCCUGCUUACAAUUUUAAUUAUGUAACUUUUGUUUUAUUCUUAUAAAUAUAGUUUUGUUUAUUGUAUUUUUUGUUUGUAAAAUGUUUUACAUGAUUUGAAUGCUCUUCAGAGUUGAAGGUAAUUAACUUCCUAGUCUAGGAUGAGGGGGGUGGGAGCGGGCGGGGUUUAAACCCAGGACCAUUGAUAAAUCCAAACAACAGUCCAGUGCACAAACUUCAUGACCAGGCAUCUUUAACGAUCAAUAAAUGCAAAGAUAUAUGUGCUGUUUUUCCGUUCUAUUUUCUCAUUGAAAGGUGGUAGGAAAAGUUGGUAGAAAGUCUGGAAAUUCCUUAAACUGAUGGUAAAGUUGAUAGGCUUAUAACACAAAUGUCGUGGCUUUGAUUCGCAUUCUGACCUUUUUUUUUUCAUUGAAGAUUCAAUCCAAUUUGAUCCGAUCAUAUCCAAUUCAAUUCUAUCCCUUCCAGUCCAAACAGACCCUAUCUUAUUUGAGUAGGAAUGUAGUUAAAACAUUUUUUUAUGUCACUUGUUUUUUUUUUUUCCAGUAACUUAAUUUUUAAACAUGAUGUUGAUUUUGUUCACAAUGUCUGUUCAUUUAAUUUAGUUACAACCUUUACUGUAAUAGUGCUAUAAGAGCAUGGAAUGGGUUGCCUGAGCUAGCCAGGAAAACCAGUGACUUAGCAGAAUUUAGAUCAUUGGUUAAUAUGCAUGACUAAAUGCAUGUAAUCAUCUUCUUCUUUGAAGUAACAUCUGUAUUCUAUAAGAUAGUUUACUGUAAUACUUUCAAUAUUCUGAUUUCAUGUCUUGUAUCCUAAUUCAUUCUGGGUUUUAAAUGUUUGACAUGUUUCAGAUGUUUAUUCAGAAUUGAAGAUAAUAUACUGCCUAGCCCAAAUCUUCCACGUAAUGACAGGGGAUGGCAGCGGGUGGGGUAUGAACCCAGGCCCAUCGAGACAACCAAUCAAUAGUCCAGCGUGCAUACCGCAUGACCAGACUGCCAUCCAAUGAACAGAAAUGAACAAAUUAAAUUUUGAAAUUACUGCCCAAAUGUUAUAAUUGGUUAAAAAAAAAUUUUCUGUG
Molecule: messenger RNA, 1943 nt
Organism: Biomphalaria glabrata
Lineage: Eukaryota; Metazoa; Mollusca; Gastropoda; Planorbidae
Product: protein Churchill-like
Exons: 5
Coding region: 152-481 (109 amino acids)
Biological process (GO): multicellular organism development; positive regulation of DNA-templated transcription; fibroblast growth factor receptor signaling pathway
Molecular function (GO): zinc ion binding
Source: RefSeq, a predicted model, not a curated record